Eptesicus fuscus (big brown bat) is the source of this 983-nucleotide messenger RNA. It is a transcript of the gene IFTAP, whose product is annotated as intraflagellar transport associated protein. Gene Ontology annotation, biological process: acrosome reaction; spermatogenesis. The record is from RefSeq and is a predicted model, not a curated record. The transcript is spliced from 7 exons. Gene Ontology annotation, cellular component: 9+0 non-motile cilium; cytosol. Gene Ontology annotation, molecular function: intraciliary transport particle A binding. Bases 157 to 909 code for a protein of 250 amino acids. NCBI's taxonomy places the organism in Eukaryota, Metazoa, Chordata, Mammalia, Chiroptera, Vespertilionidae.
CCGCAAAGAAGCGCACCCCUGAGCAUCCUCAGGUUGCCGGGCUGGGAGUUCAGUUCAGGGGGGCACCAAGGUUAGAAAAGCCGUGACUGUUUGCAGAACCGAAAGCCGGGUCUCAGAAUACUUGGAGUGCAAGAUAAAGUGGCCCUGUGAAUAGGAAUGCCUGCCCAAAUACCAGAACUGGAGAUCAUGGAUGAAGAUAAAAUAAUUAAAGAAGUCUUGGAUAAGUUUGUUAAUUGUCAUGAGCAAACAUAUGAAGAAUUUCUGAGCACCUUUACUCAUCUUUCAAAAGAGGAUAAAGUGACCCAAAGAGGCUUAUUUGGAACCAGAUCUUCAGAAGACAUAUUUAUUUCAGUACAAUUUACUCAUGAAAAUGAAUCAAAUGAUCACCGCCUUAGGAGUAAAGCCAUCUUUCUUCGUAAUUCAUCACAGUCUUCAGAAGAGGAGCAGAUGGUGCUGGAUGAAGGCCAACAAGUUGGCAGUUCCUUUCAAGGUGAUCUGAAUUGGGCAGGAAAGCUGAAGGUAGAUAAUUUCCUAGAAGUGGAAGAUUUGGACAUGGAUGAAGAGAUUAAGCCCCAAAUGAGCAAGGAUUUGCCGCUGCUGCCCGGGGAAGUGGAGGACGUAAGCACCCACAUUCCUUCUGGCAUUCCUUCCGCAGCUGACAUUCUUCCUGCAGCCCAGCCUCUGACCCCUGCAGUCAACCCAAGGCGCAUGGUGGAAGGAGCGGCUGCGCUAAAGGACGAGAUACUCGGGGAUGAAGUUCAGCCCUUCAGACUUGAUGAAGAAUUUGAUUAUGACACUGUGAUGCUAACCCCCAAGUUCACUCCUGCAGAGGUAGAAGCCAUCAAAGAACAACUAUCCAAGCACAAGCGAGAGAACACCAACGCAGACUUGCAGGAACCCUGUGACUGAUUCACCAAAAUUUCUUCCUGUUUACACUUAUUUUGUUCUUAUUCAAGCAAAAAUAGAAUAAAUGAUAAACCUAC